Helicoverpa armigera (cotton bollworm) is the source of this 1194-nucleotide messenger RNA. RefSeq lists its product as uncharacterized. The record is from RefSeq and is a predicted model, not a curated record. Bases 1 to 1194 code for a protein of 397 amino acids. The transcript has a single exon. Lineage: Eukaryota; Metazoa; Arthropoda; Insecta; Lepidoptera; Noctuidae.
AUGAAUGAGAACGUCAUGCGCGCAUACUACGGGUCCACAGAGGGAGGAACUAACCUCACUGCGUACCGUGAUAGGAUGCUGUCUCUGUUCCAGGUGCUUGAGCCAGCCGUCAACGUAUCGACCCAACGACUGUCGGAUCAGGUGCGGGUUAUCCAGCGCAAUCACAGACUGGACGACGCCGCACUUGAUCGGCUGCGCUUAGAGAUGCUGAGCAGCCCUAUGGUCACCACCUCGUCACAGGCCGCGGUGCCACCGCCACCUUCAGGCGGAGUCACGCCGCGGUCCAAUCUCGUUGAUGGGGAUGAGGACAAUAGGGCUGUAACGGUAAGUACUCAGUGCAACGAACGUGUGAGGAGUGCUCUGGAGGAUGCGAUUCAGGAGUUUAGGUACUCACCCGUCGAAAACCGACCGCGACUACCUCGCUUGCCUAUGCACAGACAGAAUAGGGCGUUGGUGUGUGCUCUGGAUUCGCUGUUGGAAAAAUAUUUUGAAAACAGCGAAGACCUCCUUGAUACACACUCAAUUAUGUAUUGCGCGGCUGUUGCUGCAUGUCGUGUAGCUAAUGUCAAAUUCCCUGACAGUAACAGAGCUACACGACCAAAAUCAGCGGUACCAGCUUGGCAGUGCAGGAUUGAGCGUCGUAUCGAGGGGGCCAGAGUACUCAUCGGCAAACUAUAUUGCUUCAGGGAGGGUAAUACCCGACCACGGGUGAUGCGCUUUGUGAGACGUGCAUUCAUGGGGACUGGACUCAGUCCUCAUGAAUAUAUGCCGCGUAUCGCGGAGCGCAUCGACUUCCUGAAGCAAAAAGUCUGUGCAUGGGCUAGCCGUAUUCGAAGGUAUAAACGACGGGUAGAACGUUACACCCAGAAUCGUAUGUUCCAGAGUGAUCAAAGAUGGGUAUAUAGAACUUGGGAGCGACCUGAGCAAUACGUGAUGGACGGGAGCCGGCCGGAUGAUGGUGCCACAAACAUGUUUUGGCGCAACCUCUGGUCGACGCCCGUAUUUCACGAGGAGGGUGACUGGACACGUGAUGUUGAACGGGAGUGUGAACAAAUACCAGAAAUGGAGGAGGUCAAUAUUACCUCCUUCGACAUAGCCUGUGCAGUUCGUCCGAUGCAAAACUGGAAAUCACCAGGACCGGAUGGACUGCACAAUUUCUGGUUAAAGUGGCUGCAAAGUUCACACCCUGUUUAG